UUUAUCUGUUCCAGAAAUAUUAAUUUCCUUCGUCCCCCCGUUUAUGGUGCAAAUAUAAUUAGAAACUAAAGUCAGACAAACUGAACCAACAAUUCUUUAUUUAUACAAAAAUCUUUGGUGCUAAAGGGAAGAUGUCGAUGUGAGCACCACUUCACCUUAUCCACUUCCAUCGUCUAUGAUUAACUGUAACCCACACUCAGACAUGCGCAGUCGUGCAAAUCUCAAACCACAACCCCAGCGGGGUGGCCGACAACCUCAACGUGAAUGAUUGUGAAACAAAAAGUGAGAAGUCGCAGACACAGAGAUAAAGGUGUUAAAGUCCGAGCAGAUCCAACGAGGGACUACAGCUGUCCGAACCCACCGGUGAAGACAACACACCGACCUGGAGAGACUCCUGAAGACAGUUCUGGGACCAGAAGAAAAACACAAAGCUGAUUUAAAAGUUUCUAUUUGAGAUGAAGUUGUAAAAAGGAAAAGAAGAGAUGGAGCAAACAGAGGGAGCGUCUCCUCCUCCUCCUCCUCCUCCUCCUCUCCCUGCUCAGCAUCAUGCAGACUGUGGUGAGAAGUCAGAUGAUACACCAGAGACUGAGAAGGAGGAGCUGACAAAAGAUGGAGAAGAGUCGUUACGCAAAAAUCAAGGAGGUCAAACUUCUGUCUCAGAGAAACAGAUGACUGCAGAUGAGAAGUGUUCAGAGGAAGGUGUUCAAGAUGAACUGCCGAGACAAGAAGCCAUAGAGUGUCAUAGAGGCAAAUCACUGGCUAAUCUCAGGUCAUCCAGUGAGCACAGCUGGGCUGGUCUUCUUCCUCCUUCACUCAAACAUCAAAAACGGCUCCACACUGUUCUCCAAGAGUCCACAACUAUAGAAAAAUUGAAAGGACAAGCGCCUCACAAUAUACUACCUCACCCAGGCCCCUUAGAUGUUUCCCCUUUUUCCUUGCCUACAUCAAACUGGAACAAUAUCCAAAAUCCAUAUAUAUCACCGAGCAAAAUGGCACACGCAAGAUAUUUUGCUUCUCCUCACUUAGAUCGGAGAACGAGAGAACAAAUCAUAGUUUCAAUCCUCAGAGAGAGGAAGAAAACUGCAGCAUAUCUGACACCAGGUCACAGUCAGGAUAAAACCAGGGGAGCAGCCAGUCCAGGGAAGCCAUUACUUGGAACGUCAAGCAGAGGAUGUUUGCUGUCUGGUUCCAGUUCAACUCAAAUACACUCUGACCCUCAAAAGCAUGAAUGUAGUGCCAAAGGAGAAAUGGUUCCACCUGUUACUGCUGAGAACUACUUAACUGAGAACCCUGAGCUACAACAGCAUUCACCUUCCUUUAGGGGAGGAACAUUAGACCAUUACUGUCUUUCUUAUAACAGAUCCUCACUGGGUCCCUCCCCUUACAUCCCAUCCCAUUCCUCUAGUUUUGAUUCAACUGAUGAGUUAAUCUUUAGAAACAGUAAGAAAACGUAUCCGACUGCAGUGGAUCCUACACCAGGACGCAUUCCAGAUGAUGCCAGGGGAACUGAGCUGCCUGCAACAGAUCCGCUCAUCUUUCAAUCUCUCCAAGGCAACAGAGAUUCAGACUCUGCUGCAUGUUAUGACAGAGAAAAGGGAGUUCAGUUAUCUGGCAGCACAGUGGGAGGUCAUGACAAUCUGCAGAAAAAAGAAGUCACCAGGGGGAUGGUCUUCCUUCUCCUUCACAAAUAUAUCCGAACCACACUGCUGUCCAACAAUCCAGAACUGUGGAAAAAUCAAAAGGACAAGUGCCUCACAAUAUACUUCCUCACCCAGGCCCCUUAG
Molecule: messenger RNA, 1784 nt
Organism: Acanthopagrus latus (yellowfin seabream)
Lineage: Eukaryota; Metazoa; Chordata; Actinopteri; Spariformes; Sparidae
Exons: 3
Coding region: 483-1784 (433 amino acids)
Source: RefSeq, a predicted model, not a curated record